CUCCAAUUUGAGUAGAUGAAAAAACUUAACAAAAACAAAAAGUAACAAAUAAAAAACCCAAUUUUACAGAUAUAUUAACUUGGGUUCCCUCUUCUUCCUCCUGUUGGUUUUCCGAUAUCGUCGCUGUUGAUCUUCCUUCUCUUUUUUUUUUUUUCAUUUAUGUUUCAUACUGCUUCCCUCUUACUCCAUGCUUCACUUCCGCCUCCACCAUUUUUGAGAGUUACACAAUGAUAAUCUCUUUUCAAUUAAUGAUAAGCUUGAAUGGCUGCAAGGCUCAUGCCGUCGACUCUUAUGAAGAAGUUUCUCAAAGGGGUCGUACCAAAUUCAUGCUUAUCUCCAAUUCUCAGUGGUAUUCAUGUUGAUACUUUCCUGGAAAACAAUCAGAACUGUCCAAGGUUAAAACAAAGCACUCAAUUCUUGAGUGAUAAGUCUGUCUCGAACAACUCUGUCAACUCUGUUAAAGGUUUGGAUUAUGAUAAGAACUUGAACUCAGAGGUAGAAAUCUUCAAAUCUCUGGCUAUCCAGAAAGGAAUUUUUCAGUCUGUCCAAACAUAUUACGAGACUAUUCUCAAGCUGGGUUUGGAUGGUAACAUUGAGGAAAUGGAAAUGACUUGUCGAGAUCUUGUGAAUGAAGGGUGUUCAGGUGUAGAAGAAGUUAUUGUCACUUUGGUUAAUACCUUAGUUAGACGUGGUAGAGUUAGAGAAGCACUUCGGGUACUUCCUCAUAUAAGUUUGGUUGGUUUAAGGCCUUCAGUAGAAACAUUUAAUGUUGUUUUGGCUGUUUUGGUUGAGGAAGAUAGAGAUAUUCAGGAAGUUCUAUUUGUUUACAAGGAAAUGGUGAAAGCUGGCAUUGUACCAAAUGUUGACACAUUAAACUUUCUGUUAGCUGCAUUGUUUCAUGCUGAACAAAUUAAGACAGCCAUGAACCAGUUUAGGAGAAUGAGAAAGAAAGGAUGCAGUCCUAACAGUAAAACCUUUGAGGUUCUCGUAAAUGGUUUAAUUACAAAAAAUUUAGUGGAUGAAGCUGUUUUAGUUUUGGGUAUAAUGUACAAAAUUCGGUGUGAACUUCAUUUGAGCUUCUACACAUGUGCAAUAUCUUUAUUUUGUAGGGAAGAUAGAAUAGAUGUUGGAAGUUGGUUGUUUACAAUGAUGAAGGCUUCGAAUAUUGUACCAGGUACCUUGAUUUAUAGUACUCUAAUACAAAGUUUGUGCAAAAGCCUUUCAUUAGAUAAGGCAUUAUUCCUGCUUGAGGAGAUGGUUGAAAAUGGUUUGAUCCCUGAAGAAAGUGUGUAUGUAAGUAUCGUAGAAGUUUUUUUUGAGCUUGGGAAAACAGAUGAAGCUAUAAAGUUUGUGGAAGAUAGAUGUGCUUUUUAUACUUCUCCUCACAAUGCGUUGCUUGAAGGUUGCACCAAUGCUGGAAAGAUUUUAUUAGCAAAUUGUAUCCUGGGGAAAAUGUCAAAAAUGAAUAUUGAUGAUUGCAAAUCUUGGAACAUAGUUAUUGGAUGGCUGUGCAACAAUGCAAAAAUUGGAAAUGCUUUUGAAUUCCUUGGUAAAAUGAUUGUGCUUUCAUUUGUUCCCAAUGAAGACACUUACGCAGCUCUGAUAGUUGGAAACUGUAAAUCCAGGAGGUAUGAGGCUGCAUUACAGUUAAUGAAUGAGGUACAUUCUAGAUGUUGGAUUCUUAAUGCUGGAUGUUACUCUGAGCUUAUAGAAGGCCUUUGCCAAGCCAAUAGGACUCUUGAAGCUGCAGAAGUUUUUUGCCACAUGUCUAAAAAUAGACACCCUCUUCAUCCGUCCUUAUUUGAUACGUUGAUCAAGGGGAUGUGUGAUUUAGGACAUGUUGAUGAAGCAUUGGUGCUGCUACAGUUGGCAAGUUAUGCCGGUACUUCUUGUAAAAGUGUGACAUAUGCUUCUAUAAUACAUGAGUUGUCUAAAUCUAAUAAGGCAGAGACUGCCUUACUUGUCUUAUCACAGAUGCUGGUGUUGGGUUGUAACCUUGAUUUGGAGACAUACUACAUUCUCAUACAUAGUUUUAGUUCCAUUAAUCGAGUAAAGGAGUCUAUAUUGCUUUUCAACCAUAUGGUCAAUGAGGCUCUUCUACCUGAUUCAGAAAGACUUUAUGAUUUAUUUUUAUGUAUAGCCAACCAUUCUCAGCUGCAUAUGAUUUCAACUACAAUUGAUAAACUGGUUACUCAUACUGACCUUGUAAAUACUGCAACAUACAACUUGCUGAUCAAUGGGUUAUGGAAAGAGGACAGAAAAUAUGAAGCUUGUAAAUUGUUGGACUCAAUGUUGGAAAAGGGGUGGGUACCAGAUGCUACAACUCAUGGAUUGCUGAUUGGCUCUCUAUUUCAAGAGAAGACUGGGGACAAGGUUUUAAUUAGUGAGAAUUCCGCCAUUGAAGAUAACGUAAGCAGCAUACUAGUUGAGGGCCUAGGGAAUUCAUGACAACCAACUUUCUCAGCAUGCCAUUUUAUCCAUUAAUGGUUGACACCCUAGGGCAUACACAACAAUGUUGCCUCAUGACACUCCAUCUGAUCAGUUGAUGGUUUACAUAUAACGUUUCAUGCUGCUCCUUGAUCUUUUGACCAUGAUGACUUUUCCCAAGCUUUCUCCUUAAUACUUAUCCCCCUAAUAAAUGAGUUAUGUCAAAUGAGGAAAUGGAGAAUAGUUGACAUGUGGAGGGAGAGUUAUCAAGAUAAAGUGAUUCUGAUCUCAUACUGUCAAAUCCUCUUUCCACAAGCAGCAACAGUAAGAACAAAGCAUUAAAAGAGGCCAAUAUUUUGAUCAAUGACUAUCCAAUGUAUCCAUCAAAACUGUUCACUAUCGAUUUAUUAUGCUUGUAUGAAGAAGCCGGUAUAGUUAUGGACUUAUGGACAUAGAGGACCAAGGGGAGAAAAUGUUACAAAAAUCCCACCUUUCUUGGACGGAAUUUUGUUAUUCUACUUUAUAUAUUCAAUUAGAUUUUUAGAUUUUAGUUUCUUUUUAUAUGUUCCAAAAUUUGCCCUUCUGGUUUUACCUUUGCCAAUUCUCUCGGGAGUUAUUUGGAAUAGUAAAAGUGCCCAAGAUGACAACAAUAAGUAGCAUGGAUAUUAUGUCGUUAAAAUGAGGCUGUAAUAAAUUACAAGAUAUCAAUUCUUUUUCUAUAUUAUAUGGGUGUUUAUCCUUACGUUAACUGUUGCAUUAAGAAUAUCAUAGUAUGUGUACUACUAAUUUGGGUAGAAAGAGAUAUUUGCUGGAUUGCUCUUGCCAUACUUUUUUAGAUUAGUAUAUAGAGUAAAUAAUAUUUGUGAGCUUUGUUUUCAGGUUUGAUAGCACUAAAAAUGUGCCAUCUCGCUCCACUUAAAUCGUGGUCGUUUCCUAGUUUUUAUAUUUUUACUUCAUGAUUUUGUAAGUUUCGAGCACCUAAGAAGUAGGACCGUAGGACCGUGUUAGAGUCAGAAUGGAGUCAAAACAUGCCAAAACAGAUCUCAAAUGCAUCAACCGGGUAAAAAGGCGAAGAUUACAACUUUGCCGCUGAGGGCAUGGGGCAUUUUCCCAAGACUAUACUUUUGCUGAUGUGCAUUGAGUGUCACAAUGCUACCUCCACUUGGUGUUUCCUUCCCGAGGAGAAAUUGGAUCAUCUCUUGAAGAAAGCACAGAUUUAACAAACCACACUAACACUGUGAUUUGUACAAUCAAAACAACAGAUAGUGUGGUCGAAAAGAAACAGUGUUUUUGAAGAUAAAAGAACAAAUUACAGAUUGUCAGAUCAGGAUUCUUUUUCAAUUUUGUUUCGGAACUAAAAUUCUUUUUCCCUCCCUAAAUUAAUGGCAGAUUUGAGUAUGUUGAUACAUUUUAAAAAGAAGGAAGAAAUAAUCUUGUCUGUGGAUCCCUCUUACUCUUUUGUUUUCCUUAUUCAGUGAAGUUGACCUUUGUUCCAAUACUCUAUGAACCAAUAUAACUUUGAAAUAAUAAUCUUAUCUGAUUGAAUUUGAAUAA
This is a messenger RNA of Cucumis sativus (cucumber), 3981 nucleotides long. RefSeq names its product pentatricopeptide repeat-containing protein At1g62914, mitochondrial. The record is from RefSeq and is a predicted model, not a curated record. Lineage: Eukaryota; Viridiplantae; Streptophyta; Magnoliopsida; Cucurbitales; Cucurbitaceae. The transcript is spliced from 3 exons. Gene Ontology annotation, molecular function: protein binding. The coding region runs from base 262 to 2448 and encodes 728 amino acids.